AUGUCUUCUGCCCUGGACGAAGAAGCCAGCAUCUCUAUCCCCAGCCUUGCCUUCGUGGCCGUUCUGGGAUAUUUCAUCUAUCGAUACUUCUUCUCGUCAAGUCCCGGGUCCGGCACCGAUGGCAGCCAGACCUUCUCCUCGCGCAGCGCAGGCCUGCGUUUCACGCCGGCGCAAGUCGACCAGAUAGCGCAGAUGUUUCCGCAACUAAACCGGCGCGAUAUCAUGUGGGACCUACAUCGGAACAGAGGGAGUGUGCAAGCCACUACGGAACGUGUGCUUAUGGGACGAGGGUUGGAUCCGGCGCCGCCCUCUUUUCAGCCUCCGAUCUCAUUCAUGACCACGACGACAUCGUCCCUGCCAUCCUCCCCUCUUACCUUGGCGGCAUCCAAACCGUCGCCUCCAGAUCUUAUCACGCGAUAUAACCUACAGUCCAAAGUGAACUCGAAAGGCAAGGAAAGAGAGGAAGAGACGCCGCCUCCGGGGUGGGCCAGCAGCAAAGAAGCACGGCAAAGGAUGCUCCAGCGACGCAGAGAGGAGAUGAUAUUGGCCGCCAGGCGGAAACUGGAGGAGAAAGAUGCAGCCGGGACUCCUGCCACUGCUCCUCCAUCCACCUCGUGA
Capronia coronata CBS 617.96 is the source of this 618-nucleotide messenger RNA. RefSeq lists its product as uncharacterized. Gene Ontology annotation, molecular function: ubiquitin binding. NCBI's taxonomy places the organism in Eukaryota, Fungi, Ascomycota, Eurotiomycetes, Chaetothyriales, Herpotrichiellaceae. The transcript has 2 exons. The record is from RefSeq and is a predicted model, not a curated record. Bases 1 to 618 code for a protein of 205 amino acids.